Molecule: messenger RNA, 1700 nt
Organism: Eubalaena glacialis (North Atlantic right whale)
Lineage: Eukaryota; Metazoa; Chordata; Mammalia; Artiodactyla; Balaenidae
Gene: ASIC3
Product: acid sensing ion channel subunit 3
Exons: 11
Coding region: 1-1659 (552 amino acids)
Biological process (GO): sodium ion transmembrane transport
Cellular component (GO): membrane
Source: RefSeq, a predicted model, not a curated record
AUGAAGGCCCGCUCAGGGCCGGAGGAGGCCCAGCCGCCGGCCUCAGACAUCCGCGUGUUCGCCAGCAGCUGCUCGAUGCACGGCCUGGGCCACGUCUUCGGCCCGGGGGGCCCGAUGGCGCGCCGGGGGCUGUGGACCACAGCCGUGCUCCUGGCACUGGCCACCCUCCUCUACCAGGUGGCUGGGAGGGUGCGCUACUACGGGGAGUUCCACCACGAGACGGCCCUGGAGGAGCGUGAGAGCCGCUGGCUCACCUUCCCGGCCAUCACCCUGUGCAACAUCAACCCGCUGCGCCGCUCACGCCUCACGCCCAACGACCUGCACUGGGCCGGGCCCGCGCUGCUGGGCCUGGAGCCCGCCGAGCACGCCGCCUACCUGCGUGCCCUGGGCCGGCCCCCCGCGCCGCCCGGCUUCAUGCCCAGCCCCACCUUCGACGUGGCCCGGCUCUACGCCCGGGCCGGGCAUGCCCUCGAGGACAUGCUGCUGGCCUGCCGCUACCGAGGCUGGCCAUGCGGGCCCGAGAACUUCACCACGGUCUUCACCCGCAUGGGGCAGUGCUACACCUUUAACUCUGGCGCCGAAGGGGCAGAGCUGCUCACCACUCCCAAGGGCGGCAUGGGCAAUGGGCUGGAGGUCAUGCUGGACGUGCAGCAGGAUGAGUAUCUGCCCAUGUGGAGGGAUAUGGAGGAGGCGCCGUUUGAGGCGGGGAUCCGAGUGCAGAUCCACAGCCAGGAGGAGCCGCCACUCAUUGACCAGCUGGGCUUCGGGGCAGCCCCUGGCUACCAGACUUUUGUGUCCUGCCAGAAGCAGCAACUGAGCUUCCUGCCGCCACCCUGGGGUGACUGCAGCUCUGUCUCUCUGGACCCUGACUUUGAGCCAGAACCCUCUGGUCCUCUGGGUGCCCCAAGUCCCAGCCCAGGCCCCAGCCCUCCCUAUAGUCUAAUAGGGUGUCGCCUGGCCUGCGAGAGCCGCUAUGUGGCUCGGAAGUGCGGCUGCCGAAUGAUGCAUAUGCCAGGCGGCGCGCCGGUGUGCAGCCCCCAGCAGUACAAGGACUGUGCCCACCCGGUGCUGGACGCCAUGCUGCGGAAGGACGCGUGCACCUGCCCCAACCCGUGCGCCAGCACGCGCUACGCCAAGGAGCUCUCCAUGGUGCGGAUGCCGAGCCGCGCCGCCGCCCGCUACCUGGCCCGGAAACACAACCGCAGCGAGGCCUACAUCGCGGAGAAUGUGCUGACGCUGGACAUCUUCUUUGAGGCCCUCAACUACGAGACGGUGGAGCAGAAGAAGGCCUAUGAAAUGUCGGAGCUGCUCGGUGACAUUGGGGGCCAGAUGGGGCUGUUCGUCGGCGCCAGCCUGCUCACGGUCCUGGAGAUCUUGGACUACCUCUGUGAGGUGUUCCGGGACAGAGUCCUGGGAUACUUCUGGAACCGAAAGCGCUCCCAAAGGCACUCCAGCGCCAACCUGCUUCAGGAAGGGCUGGGCAGCCAUCGAACCCCAGUUCCCCACCUCAGCCUGGGCCCCAGGGCCGUGGUCCGUGUCUCCCCAGGCCUCCCACCCCUCCCUGUGCCGUCACCAAGACGCUCUCUUCCUCUCAACGCACCUGCUACCUCGUCACCCGGCUCUAGAUGGGGCGGCUGUGUCUUCAGGGCCGCACCCUGACAUCCUGGACGUGGCCAGCCCGCACGUGUCUUUGCCACCUU